CCUCCAGACAGCCCCAGACCCAAAAGCAGCACAGAGCAUCAUCAUCACAGUAUCAAACAGACAACGAUGGAUUCCUACUUCAGAGGCCCCUUGUGGUUGAUUCUCAUCCUCUUCACACUGCCACACGUCACCUACAACAUGUCCUGCCCCAGCAGCUGUAUGUGCUUCUCGACAGGUGCCGUCAAGUGUGUCGGUUAUACCAUCACAGAUAUACCAGAUCAGCUUCCCGCCCACACUUACCUGCUGCUGCUCAACGACACAAACAUGAACGUCAUAAAUGAGCAGAGCCUGGCAAACAAGCGCUUCCUGUUGCGUUUCAGUCUGACUUACAGCCAUCUACACACUAUCCAUCCGCAGGCCUUCCACGUCGCUCCGCAGCUCAAAUCCGUCAAGCUGUCUUCGAACAAUCUCUCCACCCUUCCUGCUCAGGUGUUCAGUCCACUGACCACUCUGCAGCAGCUGCAUCUAGAUGGAAACCAGCUGGAGAUCAUUGCUGCGGAUAUGUUUGAUGGACUUGUCGGGUUGCAGGAUCUGGACCUGAGCCGUAACAAAUUGGCAGAUCUUGCUUCAGAUGUUUUCGAUGGACUGACCAACCUCACCUUUCUCAAUCUUGGCAGGAACUUCAUAAAGAAGCUUCCACCUACCAUCUUUCGCUCCUUGACCAAACUUCGCCAACUUGUGAUCUAUCACAAUGAACUAGAGGUGCUAGAAGCUGCGCUGUUUGAUGAACUUGUCAACCUUGAAGAGCUAAAAAUACACCACAACCAGAUCGCUAGCCUUCCACCUCAGGUGUUCUGGUCACUGAGGAACUUGGAGAUCCUCACCUUGUCUUCCAACCAACUUCAGGCUAUCCCAGAGAAAACCUUUUAUAACAUGCCCAAGCUGAGCAAGCUGACCAUUUACAACAACCCACUGCUAUCUCUUCCAGACCAGCUGAUGGGUCACAUGCCUGAGAUUAAAGAAUUUUAUCUGUAUAGUACUAACCUCACUACUGUUCCUGGAAAUUUAUUUGCUAACAUGUCUGGGCUGCAGACGCUUAACUUACAUUUAAAUGACAAACUGAGGGAUUUGCCUUCAGACCUAUUCUGCUGUCUUCCCCACCUUCUGAAGCUCUCACUGAAAUCCAACAACCUCCAUUAUCUACAUCCUCAGCUGUUCUCCAAACUAACCACCCUGGGCAUACUGCUUCUAAAUAACAAUAAGCUGGAGAAUCUACCAGAAAACAUUUUUUCCUCAAAUACGGCUUUGAAGUCUCUUACUCUGAGUGGCAACCCCUGGGACUGUACUUGUCGUAUCAGAGGUAUUGCAAGGUGGGUAAGACAUAAUGAACAUGUGGUCGUUGACAAAGAGGAUGUGAUAUGUCACAGUCCAGUGUAUCAGCUGCUCCGUACGCUUGGCUCUCUGCGUGAUGAGGAGUUCAACUUUUGCACUGCUACAAGAGUCCCAAGUAAUUCACCUACUCACAGUGACGUGCAUGAGCCAACACAACCAUUCCACUCCAUUUCAACUCGUGGACAAAGAUCAGCUUCAACAACCACACCACCCAUGACAACAUCAUCCACCACUCAAGGGGCUACCCAACGAGUCACCAUCCCAGCAACCACCAAACCUGCAAAUCCAACCACCUUGGGUGCCAAAAAACUGCUAACAUCACUCCACACUGUAACCACUGCGCUACCUAUUGAGGAGCCUCUUCCCAGUACUAAGACUCACUCAACUUAUUAUAUGUCACCUCCUUUCUAUGACCUACUGGUGGUUGAACAGGGGCCUGAGUUUGUUCACCACAACUUUCACAGGGGCUGGGUGUAUGUGUGGUUUCUGCCGUCAGAUAAAACCUUGGCUGGAUUCCUCAUGUUUUCUCACAUCCUUCUUGUGGCCACAGGCUUGUCCCUCAUUCUUUUUGCCAUGUAUGGAAUGUAUCGCCUCAACAAAACCAUAGACAAGCUGAAGACUGAGUGUGCACAUUAUGAAGGGUAACAAAACAUGUUAUCAGGCCUGGUGCAUGAGAGACCAAGAUAAAAUGUCCUUUUCCACAAGCUGUAGUUCAGUAACAAUUGCUGUUGUUGAUUUAGUUGUAUCAUCAAGUGUUACUUUAGAACAGCUAGACUUGAAAAAUGUUAUUAUAAAUAAUAAUAAUGAUGAUGAUGAAAAAGGUUACAGGUGAAGGUGUUUUAAGAUAGCAAAACAAUCAUGGUAAGAUAAGUAUUUAAUAUUACAGAAUACACUAUAGAUUAAAAUUUGUAAGCUUUAAAAACAGGACUGUGCCAAUGUAAAUCAAUAUUUUUUCUUACAAAUUAUUUGUUCAUUUUAAUGAAUUUUACAUUAUUUAUGCAAGGAGAAAUAUUUCCUGGCCACAGCUUUUCAACCGCUUUUCUGUGUCUGUCUUUUCCAGAACCAUCAAAAUAAAAAUAAUCCUUAGUCGCAGACAUUUAAGCUUCAA
This is a messenger RNA of Toxotes jaculatrix (banded archerfish), 2440 nucleotides long. Its product is annotated as platelet glycoprotein V. Lineage: Eukaryota; Metazoa; Chordata; Actinopteri; Toxotidae. The transcript has 2 exons. Gene Ontology annotation, molecular function: protein binding. The record is from RefSeq and is a predicted model, not a curated record. Bases 67 to 1977 code for a protein of 636 amino acids.